AUGUCCGACUACAACAAUUACGGUUCUAAAAAACGCACGAUUCAGCAGCUUCCCGUGCCCUCCCGAAAGGGUCACAACGCCAUACUCAACUCCAACUAUCUGGAGGAUAUCGUCGAUGCAAUUGGCCAGUGGAGCUGCCAGAGAAUCUUCAUAGUGCACUCCAAGGCGCUUGGGGAAAACACGGAUGUCAUCGAGAAUCUGAAAGAGAAACUGGGAUUGUUUGUAGUGGGGACAAAAUCCGGAGUGGGCGCACACUCCCCUUACGAAGAUGUAUUGGAGAUUGCAAGACUACUUCACGAGAAGAAGGCGGAUUGUUUAAUCAGUAUAGGAAGUAGUAGCUACUCGGAUGCAAGCAAGAUCGCUCGCUUAAUGCAUACAAAUCUUGAUCCAGACAACCUUACGGUGGAAGCCAUGGAGGCCUUGGUAGAUCAAGACAAGGGCAGCGCCGCUGGGCUGAAAGAUCCUACGACCAGAUUGAUACUCAUUCCGACGAGUCUGUCAGCAAGCGAGUGGAACAACAACUCGUCGGCAACGAACCCUCAAACAAUGAAGAAACAGCACUUUGCGAGCGAACACGCGGCACCGGAUCUCAUUCUUCUCGAUCCCGAAGUAGCGUCCACAUCUCCAAGGAAAUUAUGGCUGUCGAGUGGGAUACGCGCGGUAGAUCAUUGCGUUGAAACGAUGGUAAACGAAAAAUGCACCGAGGAGGUUUUCCACCAUAUGGAAGAUGCGCUUGCCGUACUUCUCAAGGGGCUGAGGGCCUACAAGGAAGGCGAAAGUGACAGCAACCAAUCGGACCUGCUUGAUGGCAUCGCAAACUGCCAGAUAGGCGCUAGAAAUGCCAUGAUGGGUCUCAUUCUGUGGAGCAUACCGAUGGGUCUUUCACACGCCAUCGGACAUCAGCUUGGUAGUGCAUGCGGCGUCAUGCACGGUGUUACGUCCUGUAUCAUGCUCGCGCCUGUCCUGCGCUAUAAUGCUUCGAAGUCAGAGAAGCAGAAAGAGGUACAAAAGCGCGUGCUGGGGAUCUGGAACAAGGAAUUUGAAAGCGAUGAGCCGAGCCUUGCAGAUGCGGUAGUCAAUUUUGUGAAAAGCCUGGAAUUGCCAAGCACGCUGAAGGAUGUGGGCGUUACGAAUCAAGCGGACAUCGAGAAAGUAGCUGAGCGGACCAUGACCGAUGCGUUCGGAGCGAUGGAAGAUAUGGGUACAAAGGAAGAUGUGCUGGCUAUCCUGGAGUCUGCGAAGGGUAUCUAG
Alternaria atra is the source of this 1251-nucleotide messenger RNA. RefSeq lists its product as uncharacterized. Gene Ontology annotation, molecular function: metal ion binding; alcohol dehydrogenase (NAD+) activity. The transcript has 2 exons. Bases 1 to 1251 code for a protein of 416 amino acids. The record is from RefSeq and is a predicted model, not a curated record. Gene Ontology annotation, cellular component: mitochondrion. NCBI's taxonomy places the organism in Eukaryota, Fungi, Ascomycota, Dothideomycetes, Pleosporales, Pleosporaceae.